This is a messenger RNA of Pelecanus crispus (Dalmatian pelican), 1868 nucleotides long. Lineage: Eukaryota; Metazoa; Chordata; Aves; Pelecaniformes; Pelecanidae. The record is from RefSeq and is a predicted model, not a curated record.
GGGCUCUUGUAUCAGGAAUAUCGAGAUAAAUCUACACGCCAGGAGAUUGAAACCAGACGAUUGCAGGAUUCACAGACAGACCCUGAGGAGAGUUCACCCAGUGAGGAAACCCCAUCUGAAGCAGAACCUACAAGUGCAACUGAAAGCAAAGCUCCACCACAAAUCAGUUUGCUGAGGAACUCCAACUCCAGGUUCAACUUAUGGCAGGAUCUUCCUGAGAUCCGGAGCAGCGGGGUCCUCAGCAUACUCCAGCCAGAUGAGAUCAAGCUGCAGGAGGCCAUGUUUGAGCUGGUUACUUCCGAAGCCUCGUAUUACAAGAGUCUGAAUCUACUGGUGUCUCACUUCAUGGAGAACGAACGUCUGAAAAAGAUCUUACACCAGUCUGAGGCGCACAUCCUCUUCUCCAAUGUCCUGGAUGUCAUGGCUGUUAGUGAGCGCUUCCUGUUGGACCUCGAGCAGCGGGUGGAAGAGAAUAUUGUGAUCUCAGAUGUGUGCGAUAUUGUCUACCAGCAUACAGUUAAUCACUUCUCUGUGUACAUCACCUACGUCUCCAACCAGACCUACCAGGAGAGAGCUUACAAGCAGCUUCUCCAGGACAAGCCAGCUUUCCGGGAAGUGAUCUCACAGCUGGAGCUGGAUCCCAAGUGCAAAGGCCUGUCCUUUUCUUCCUUCCUGAUUCUGCCAUUUCAAAGGAUCACUCGGCUCAAGCUGCUGGUGCAGAAUAUUUUGAAGAAAGUGGAAGAGAAGUCUGACAGGGAAACCACUGCCCUGGACGCACAUAAAGAGCUGGAAACAGUGGUGAAAGCAUGUAAUGAAGGUGUCAGGAAGAUGAGCCGAACAGAGCAGAUGAUCAGCAUCCAGAAGAAAUUGGAAUUCAAGAUCAAGUCUGUGCCCAUCAUCUCUCACUCUCGCUGGCUGCUGAAGCAGGGGGAAUUGCAGCAAAUGAAUGGUCCAAAGACAUCACGAACGCUUCGCACCAAGAAACUCUUCAGAGAAAUCUACUUGUUCCUUUUCAAUGAUCUACUGGUAAUUUGCCGGCAAAUUCCUGGGGACAAGUACCAAGUGUUUGACUCGGCUCCCCGGGGGCUUCUUCGGGUAGAGGAGUUAGAAGACCAGGGGCAGAGUUUGGCCAACGUCUUCAUCUUGAGGUUGCUGGAGAAUGCAGAUGACCGGGAGGCCAGCUACAUGCUGAAGGCAUCGUCCCAGAGUGAAAUGAAGCGCUGGAUGAUUUCGCUGGCCCCAAACCGGAGAACCAAGUUCGUUUCAUUUACAUCCAGACUUGUUGACUGCCCGCAGAUCCAGUGCGUCCACCCAUACGUGGCCCAGCAGCCAGAUGAGCUGUCCUUAGAACUGGCUGACAUCCUCAACAUCCUGGACAAGACAGAUGAUGGCUGGAUAUUUGGGGAGCGUCUUCAUGACCAGGAGAGGGGCUGGUUCCCCAGUUCUAUGGGGGAGGAGAUCCUGAACCCCAAAAUCCGAGCCCAGAACUUGAAGGAGUGUUUCCGGGUGCACAAGUCAGAUGACAGUCAGCGGAGGAAACUGGGCAGCAGAAACCGCCAAUGACCUCUGGUGUCCCCAAGUAUCUGGAGUGCCUCUGGAAGAGGGGCAGAGGACAGAGGCUGCCAGCUGGGAGGAUGUGGCGGUGGUGCUGUGGGCCAUGGUGCAGGACCUGGUGUGCCGGACUAGGCACAUGACCCCCCGAACAAACAGACUGCUUCCCACCAUGCUUCCCACAGCACUGAUCCUUUCCUGGAGAUCAGUGCUUUGAACUGGCUAAAAUAACUCCUUUCCAGAUAUUCUGUAAAGCCCCAAAGAGCACAAGUGAAACGGACACAGCCUGAAGGCCACCAGGUGUCAGCCAGCUGACC